UCAUUAUUUUACCAACUUUUACGAGCACCGAUCCCCCAAAGACUUAUCAUGACUUUGCUUCUAAAUUUUACUCCCCUUCUUGUGGCAGAGACCGGCUCCGGUUCCCUGUCCCGUGAGCAGCGCCUUAUCGCUGCAAUUUUUCUCUGAUGAAAGUAAGUUUCUACGUCGCUUGCUGGCAUGGUGUGCACCGGACACGGAUGCCGUUUUUGAAGGGGAUCCGAUCCGACCGGUCGGUGAUAAGAUGCAAAGCCAUGUGGUACCUCACGCUCCGGUAUUUGGAGUGAUCUGAAGAAAUGUGCUACUGCUACUGCUGUUGCUGUUGCUGCUGCUGCACAAGGGUAAUAACAGUGAAGAGGAGGCGGGGAUGCCGGUACACUAUUACGUCGUGGCGGCAUCAGCAGGAGACGAGAGCUGCGCCGUCUCGAUGCCCGGUAUCGUGGUUUUUCGUCGACGCUGGUCAGUUGGAUCCGAUGACCUAGUGGUUCCCGGAUUGUUUCUCUUCGCUAUUCAUCUGAUAUGGCUAACAGUUCUUGCUGUGGUGACCGGCGUCUUCCAGUACGACAGGUCAGUUCGAUGCAUAGAGCUCUUAUGGUACUUCCAGAUCGGCUACCUAGGAAUUAUGGGACUAUGUGCCCUGCUGGAACUCGUCAUCUGCAUCGUCUCGAUGCGGGGUAGCAUCCUGGAUACGGGACCCCGCGUAAUCAUGCCGUACCUGCUCUACAUUCGUAUUUUAGUCAUGCUGCUGGAUCUGACAUGGCUAAUUCUGGGCAUAAUCUGGAUGAAGGACCACUACUUGCACUGUCCCAUCCAGGAACCGAAGGAGACGAUGCUGGCGGUGAUUAUCUGUAAUCUGCUGGUAAUUUUCAGCAUGUUCACCACCAUCUGGUGCACCUUCGAUCCGGCUGGUCGGUCGUGGGUCAAAAUGAAAAAGUACCAGCGAUCGAUGCGGGAAUCGGAAUCCCGCUUUAACUACAAACGAAGCGGCAGCCGGAGUCGUAACUGGCGCCAGCGGAAGGUAAUACGAGCCUAUCAGGACAGCUGGGACCAUCGGUGUCGGCUGUUGUUCUGCUGCAUGGGCAACAGCGAUCGCAGCCGGAACUCGUUCACCGACAUCGCUCGGUUGUUGAGUGAUUUCUUCCGCGAUCUGGACGUGGUACCGUCGGAUGUGGUGGCGGGAUUGGUGCUGUUGAGAAAGUUCCAGAAACUGGAACGGGAAGCCAUCGUUAGGCAGCGUAAAAACGACACCUACGAGUUCCUAUCGGGGGUACCGAUUACCGCCAAUACUCAGUUCCUGGCUUUGAAUGACUCCAAAGACUACGACCACUUUCAGACUGUGAUUCGCUACAUGUACUUCGCUCAGGGCGCCUACGGCUGGCCUAUGUUCCUAAUGACCCACUCGCAAACCGGAGUCUGUCAGUUGGGUUCCGAACUGUCUUGCUGUCUGUCGUGUUGCCGGCGGAAAUCCGGCGUCGACGUGGUUGAGGACAAUUGCUGUUUCUGCAACUAUGCCGCUCUGAAGAAGAUGCUGCAAGUAGGAGAAGUCGAAGUAAUCUACGCAACAUAUCAUGUAGACAUUGGCGAAACGCCAUUUUUUGUAGCGGUGGACUACACCUACGGCAAGGUGGUGGUCAGCAUUCGGGGGACACUAAGCAUGAAGGAUGUGCUCACGGAUCUAAAUGCCGAAGGUGAGUGUUUACCGCUGACACCACCGCGGGAGGAUUGGUUGGGUCACAAGGGAAUGGUGCAGGCGGCGAUCUACAUUAAAAACAAAUUGGAAGAAGAGAAUCUCAUUCAGCGGGCACUUGCUCACAACCCGACCCGGGGGACACAGGACUUUGGGCUGGUUCUGGUAGGACACUCGCUCGGAGCCGGUACCGCGGCCAUUCUGGCGAUUCUGAUGAAACAGCAAUACGAUGACUUGCAUUGUUACAGCUAUUCGCCACCAGGGGGAUUGUUGAGCAUGCCGGCGGUAGAAUACAGUAAAACCUUCAUAACGUCGGUGGUGGUCGGUAAGGACGUAGUCCCCCGAAUCGGUCUUCACCAAAUGGAAGCAUUACGGGCGGACCUGAUCAACGCCAUACAGCGGAGUGUAGAUCCGAAGUGGAAAACGAUAGCCUGCUCAGUUAUUUGCUGCUGCUGUGGUCCGGAGCCUACUUCGGUGACGGAAAUGUCCAAUAAAGUGGAAAAUGUCCAGCGUUAUGAGCAGGAUCGAAACAGUGCCCGCCAAAGCACAGUACAUCCGAACGACAACUCAAUUGCUCUCACGCUACAUCAUCCUCUCUAUCCACCUGGACGGAUAAUCCACAUCGUUCGGCAUCAUCCUAGCCAGGCAGAACACAAGUACGAGAAAGGUUGGAGACAAAUGCUCAAAAAGCACGAACCCGUCUACCAAGCGAUCUGGGCCAACAACACCGACUUCGACGAGGUGCUGAUCUCACCGGUGAUGCUGCAGGAUCACAUGCCGGACAAGGUGCUGACAGCACUGAACAAGGUUAUAACCACCGUCGGCCCCCGAAAACCUCAACGCCAGUCCUCGAAUGCCAACUCGUCCAUUGCUUCGGAUGCCAUCGAUGCAUUACUUCUGGAGGGGCAACAGCUCAACACCACUUCUCAACAACCAUCGGGAAUCUCAUCGCUGCAGAGUCCUGCGUCACCUUUGGUUCCGCAUAAAGUCUGUCUGGAAACAUCCUUCACCAGUCUGCAGUCUCCGCUGGAUCACAACCCGCCUAGCAAAGCAUCCUCCGUGGUUGGCAGCAUCCUGGGUGUUCGCAGUCAGCUCUCCAGUGUGGUCGAUGACAGCGGUAUUCCUAAAAGCCUUUCAGGACCAAGUGAAGCAACUACAGUAAUUUUCAACGAUCCGCAUCAUCUCGCACAACCGCUGCGAGCAUCCAGUUCGGCUAGCAAUGCUACCACUGCCACCAAAAUGGUCAAUUUCAGCACCUCUCCGACGAAUGUGAUACGAUCGACUGCGCAAGGUAACUCUCAGGCUAAACCCAACAGUUUGUCCUGGAACGGAGUUCGACAGAAUUCCUUCGACAUCAAGAAAAUAGAUCUAAUUCAUGACGAUUGGUUCGGGCUAGCCCCGCUGGCAAGUCCAGAAAGUUUGUCGGAGCUAUCAAGUAUCAGUUCACGUGCUAGUUUCGGGGCCAACCUAGCCUCCAGUAUCGACCGGUAUUUGGAGAAAAUUACCGAAAAUAAAGAAAGCAGCCGAAAAGGAGACGGAUCGGAUCCAUUGCUGGAAUCACAACUGCACACACCGAAGAUCAUGCGACGCACGCCGAAAGUCAGUGGCAAUCUGUCCAUGUGCGCGGAAGACAUGAAAACAAUUAACAGCUACAAGCGAAUGGGAAAGAUCUUUAUGUUGAACCGAGCCCCUUCGGACAGUGAUUCAACGAUGGAUAGUUAUGAAUCGGCACACAAUGUGAUCGUACUGGACGGAAAUGGUAUUAUCGGUAUGGAAGAACUCGGUAGCGCCAGUGGGAACUCUCCGACCAAGGAAAACUCCAAAUCCGCUGAUAAUCUGGACGACUUAAGUACAAGGCCAUCGACAACAGGAACGAGUACGGGCUGUGCUGGUGGUGGAUGUGCUGGUGGUGGAACCAAAAAGACCUCAUUUACCGUAAGUGAUAGUGCAAUACAGCACGAAUGCACCUCAAAUUGCCCCUCCUGUCCCUGUCGGCGAUCUCCGGGUGGGCCGUGCUGCCAAAAGUUCAAUCACCGUGAUUGCUACAACUACAAGUACACGUCGUUCAAUAUAUUUAAGUUCAAUAACAGUAGAGAUAGUGGCAGCACACGAGACAGCAAAACUGCUAGCUCCAGCGACACGUAUCAUAGCGCAAUGUCCUCGUUGAUGGGCGAUCUCGACCAUAGCGGUUCCAGUACAAACAACGUCAUAUCCAGCAGCAGUAGUAGCAGUAGAACAUUACAAAACACUUGCCUCAAACCGGGUGUCCUAGAGUCCCACUUCCCCGUAUAUCCCGAAACAAUCUCCGACGAACGGCUGUCAUUGCUGUCGAAUACCAACGAAGCCAGUCCGGUUAGGUUGUCCACCGUGGCGACAAUGAACAGCCAACGAUUGGCGCUUAAAAGUCAGCUCAGCAGCCCCUCCGUCAGUAAGCAUCACAACGAUGACGAUCUGAACUUGUUCACUCGCAACGAAUCUUUACCACUGUUGGCGAGCCUUGUCGAAAAAUCCUCCCCAACCAAGUAUGCCCGCAAAAAACAUUCCGCAGUGUAUCCCAGUGAAGCCGGACAUCCUAUUGCCACCGCAGGAUUCAGCGCUGGUAGCAGUAGCAAUGGUGGUGGUAGCAUUGCCACCCUUCAUUCGUCCUCGUCGUACUCAUCGGUCGCUUCGUCACCCAGUCGACAGACUACGAAAAAUGAAAGCAACGUGUGAAGAUUCAAACAAAAGAAAACCUAUCUAGUCUACUGUCAUUUUCUCGUUCCCCUUCUUCUACGCAGUACUCAUAGGAAUAAUUCUCGUCUUGGAACCAGCAGUCCAUUUACAGUCUUCGUAUAAGGUAGCCUUAACAAGUUGUGAAUCUCGUGGGGAAAAACUCAGUUCUAGUCAGCUUUAACAAAACACUAAAUACAAUGGAUCAUUAGGAAGCAGUAGUAAGUCGAAGAAUGUGCCAAAAUAUAAUACAAAAAGGCAUUUACUCGCUAAGUUAAGACAGUAGGGGAAUCAGAAAAAGUCAAUUUUACUAUACAAGUCAGUACCAUAAUGGAAUGCCGGAAGACAUUCAGUCAUUCAGUUGCGAAAUGAUAAAUAUACUAUUUCUAGACACUAUAGCAAAUAUACAAGAUUUCAUUCGAGGAAAAAAAGGAUACUAUUGUAGUAAAAAUGUAGCACUAAAUGAGCAUACGACAGAAUGUUUAGAAUUUUUACAUUCAAUUUCAACUUUUAAUAUUUGUUACCGAAAACAAAACUACAGCAAACAGGAAAUACAAGUUUAGAGCAGGACUUACUGUUAGCAAAUGGUCUAAAGAUUCUAAAUUUUGUACAUACAAACUUUCCUGCGUCAGAAUAUAGUGAAAAGAAAAAACAAACGAACUGAGGCAGGAAUGUUUACUCCAAAAGACAUGAAAACAAUAACGAACAAAGUACAGUUAAAGCGGCAGAAUGAUGAAAACACAAAUGGAAUCUGUCAAAUCAAACUUAGAAUGGAUUUUUUGCAUUACAACCAAAGUUAUAAUUAAAAACAAAAACAAGCUAAAAUUUUCUAAUAGAGAAACUAAACAUUUCAGAUUCGUUCGACUGUGGGAGGAUAACAUAAAACCAGCAUGGGAAAUGAUUAACUAAAGAACCUAUAAAAUCCAGUCAUAUUAAACGGAAAGUAAGGAGUAUUAUUACUAUUUAGAGAAUAUAUUUGUUAGUUGAUUGAGAUAUCAGAAAAAAAAGUGGAAUAAAAACUAAUCCAAA
Topomyia yanbarensis is the source of this 5422-nucleotide messenger RNA. RefSeq names its product diacylglycerol lipase-alpha (gene inaE). Gene Ontology annotation, cellular component: postsynaptic membrane; dendrite membrane. Lineage: Eukaryota; Metazoa; Arthropoda; Insecta; Diptera; Culicidae. The record is from RefSeq and is a predicted model, not a curated record. Gene Ontology annotation, biological process: lipid metabolic process.